Molecule: messenger RNA, 2385 nt
Organism: Ilyonectria robusta
Lineage: Eukaryota; Fungi; Ascomycota; Sordariomycetes; Hypocreales; Nectriaceae
Product: fungal-specific transcription factor domain-containing protein
Exons: 6
Coding region: 1-2385 (794 amino acids)
Biological process (GO): regulation of DNA-templated transcription; DNA-templated transcription
Molecular function (GO): DNA-binding transcription factor activity, RNA polymerase II-specific; zinc ion binding; DNA binding
Source: RefSeq, a predicted model, not a curated record
AUGGACGACGACGACAACACAAAUACCCCCGGGGCGGGACCGAACCAGCAGGUCAGCUCCUCAAGUGACACGCCCCAGGGAGCGUCGGGGGCGCAGUCGCAGGGCAACCCAACCCCCAACUCAGCCCAGUCCUCCAACACGCCCUCCUCGGGACCGGUCAUGGCCAAUACUCAGCACUCUAAGCGACGCCGUGGGCUUGGUGUGGUGACGCCCAAUGCCUGCACAGAGUGCCGUAAGAAACGAGCAAAGUGUGACGGUCAAAAUCCCUGUGGGCGGUGCAAGGCCCAAAAAGAUAUCGAGUGCAUCUACGAAGUUCCUGUGCGCCACUCAAAAGAAAACCUACGGGCCGAGAUUGAGAACUUGCGACUCCGACAACGUUCCAACGACCAGGUCUUUGCUGCCCUGGCCCGCCCGGAGCUCUGGGAGGAGGUCCUGUCGCGCCUCCGAGGUGGUCAGUCUGUCGAGAGCAUCUCGGAAUGGCUGGGUGGCUCCCUGCCCUCUGGCGGGGGCGCCGUGCCAUCCUUCGCUCCGAGGCCAGAGCCUUCCGCUUCUGCCCAGGCGGCCGGCUUUCCCGGUGGCGGCCUGGGCUCGUUGGCUGCCAUGAGCCUCGGCGUCAACCCGGGCUCGUCACAACAGCCCGGAGUAAGAUCAGAGAUGGGUCGAAAUAGCCCGUGGCAGUUCUCUUCUCAGAGCCAGUCCGGGUCUACGCGGAGCAACUCCCAUCCAGAUGCCAUGAGCUGGUCGACCGAUAUUCGAGGCCCUCCCGAGUCUCAGGUGGGAUCAUGGGCAGAGGGCAUACACCCGGACACACUGUCUGACGGUCUCCCAAGAUUCCGGGGCCUCGAACAGGUCCUAUCGCCCUUAAAUGAUCCUGAAAUGUCAUCUCCGUCCUCCUCGUGGACCAGCAUCACUAGCGACAUCAAUCUAGUUCAACAUCUCCUCGCCCUCUACUUCUGUUGGGAGUAUCCCACCUUUGCAUCCCUCAGCAAGGAACAUUUUCUCCAAGACUUCCAGGACGGUCGACACCGCUACUGCUCACCCAUAUUGAUCAACGCCCUCCUUGCCCUAGGCUGUCGCUUCUCAACGCAGCCCAUGACACGAGCAAACCCAAACGACCCCUACUCAUCUGGUGACCACUUCUUCAAGGAAUCCCAACGGCUCUUCCACCAGGAGACAGAUCACCACACCCUAACCACGAUUCAGGCACUUGGAAUCAUGUCGAUUCGAGAAGCCAGCUGUGGCCGAGACUCUGAGAGUUGGUACUAUGCAGGCCAGAGUAUUCGACUGGCUAUUGAGAUGGGCCUACACCGCAUUCAGGAUGAAGGAGAUGAAGAUGAACUAGCUGUGCAAGCGGCAACAUUCUGGGGGGCUUUUGCGUUAGACCACGCUUGGUCUCUUGCUACCGGCUCACUACCACAAUGCUCCUGCUUUCCUCAUCUGCCACCUAAGCCCGCCAUAAUAAGUGAUAUCGAAGCGUCCCUUUGGGUGCCCUAUACCGACGACGGUGCUCCCCUGCAGCGCUCUUGUGAGCAGCCGUCUAAUGUACGCUCAUCUCUGUAUAUCCUCCAUUCUCCAGGACGACCUCUGACAGCAAGGGAUCUUUUGAGCAUUUACACACAAUACCUAAACUGGUACGAUCGGAUACCAGAGGUGUUGCGGCUGGGGCACAACUUUACCCCAGCAGUACUGUUUGCUCACAUGUACUAUCACUUUGCCAUUUUACUCCUAUUCCGGCCGCUGAUCAAACUGCGGAUCAUCGGCUCCAAGGUGUCACCACGCGAUGUCUGCUCGCAGGCCGCUGACGCCAUUCAAGGCUUGCUGAAAUCAUACUCUCAGCUCUAUACGUUACGCAGAACCCCAUCCUUCGUACCCUAUUUCGUCUUGACAUCGGCCAUCAUGCACCUAGCCAUUGGCGCCACGAACAUUGACACCAGCUCGGAUGUCUCUACCCCCGAUAAGAUGGCGGCCGCGGCCAAAUUCGACCCCCACGUAAAGGAAGCCAUCCGCCAGGGCAUAGCGGACCUCACUGAGAUGGCGCCCUGCCAUCACUUCGCCGAACAGGCGCUCAACAUCCUACGCCACCUUGCCCAUAAAUGGGACAUUGAGGUCGAUAUAAAGGGCGACACACUCACCAAGGAGGAGUACGACAGACUGGUUAAGCCAAACACGGGUAGCCUCAACUUCUUCGCGCCUAAUAUGCGGGAAGGGGAUAUCCUGUGCCAUUGGGGGACAGGCAAGGUCCUGGCUGGAGGUGACGAAACGCCCUCGGUUCCCAAGACGGCGGACAGUAUGGAGAAUCCUCUGUUCUGGCCGUUCCCAAUGCAGGGACGGCCAAUCCUCCCCAGUGGUAAAGAGCUGGAAGAUGCCGGCUUUGCGAUUGUCUAA